This is a messenger RNA of Dreissena polymorpha, 4843 nucleotides long. RefSeq lists its product as uncharacterized. The record is from RefSeq and is a predicted model, not a curated record. Lineage: Eukaryota; Metazoa; Mollusca; Bivalvia; Myida; Dreissenidae. Bases 239 to 2164 code for a protein of 641 amino acids. The transcript has 5 exons.
GUCACCUGAUUGUGUGGUUUUAAUUUUUCCCGUGAGUGGGUGGAAACUGCGCAUUUGUAUUGAAAUCCGUGGUAUGAAGGUCGAGUUCAGCAUAUUUGCGUUUUAAGUAAAGGACACAUGAAUACAUACUCCAAUUCAUCCUGCUUCAACUAGAACGUCAGAGUUACCGUGUUACUGUGGUUACGUGUUAAGUGACGCGCAAAUUCCUGCAAAGACCUGCUGAUGAAAAAGAUGAAAUAUGGCGACCAGAUGUGAUGUUCUUCAAAUCGGAAAAUUCUUUAACGAGAUAGAAGGGGGAUACUUUAAUGAGAUAGUUGGGGAAUACUUUAAUGAGACAGAUUUACUCAGGGAUUACAUAGAGUGUAAAGAAACAGAAGGGAGGCUAGCUCAGGAGUCAGUGACCAAUGCUGCUAAAUAUUAUUCUGCUGGAGAGGAUGUGGACCUACAUGGAAAAAUUCCUGGCAUCAGUGUUGUCAAGUCCGAGAAACCUAAGUCAGGAAACUUUGGUCUGAAGGUCUAUCCAAGUUCACCAUCCGUUGUUCUUGCAAGCCGUUCUGGAUUGACAGUGCUAUAUCCAUCACUUUAUACAGAUGAAUCUGCAAAUGAUGAGAGGUCAACACCAAAUCUUUUUUGUGAUGAAACAAAGGCGCAUUCAAAAGCUAUCUUUGGACGUCUAAUGGCGGUGUCCAAGGAACAAGAACCCUUCAUUGAUCUUAAUGAACAUAAGGCUAAGAAACAAGACUCCGUUGGACUUAAUAAGCUUGAGACUAAGAAACAAGACUCCUCCAUUGUACAUAAGAAGCAUGAGACUGAGAAACAAGACCCGUCUAUUAGUCUUAAAAAAGAUGAGAUUGAGAAGCAAGACCCUUCAAUUGAUCUUAAACAAGAUGAUACGGAGAAACAAGACUCCUCCAUUGGACUUAAACAUGAGACUGAGAAACAAGACCCGUCCAUUGAUCUUAAAAAAGAUGAGACUGAGAAACAACACCCGUCAAUUGAUCUUAAAAAAGAUAAGACUGAGAAGCAAGACUCCUCCAUUGGACCUAAAAAGCAUGAGACUGAGCAACAAGACCCGUCCAUUGAUCCUAAAAUAGAUGAGAAUGAGAUACAAGACCCGUCCAUUGAUCUUACAAAAUAUAAGACUGAGAAAAAAAACCCGUCCAUUGAUCUAAAAAAAGAUGACCCUUCCAUUGGUCUGAAAAAAAAUAAGACUAAGAAACAAGACCCUUCAAUUGAUAUAAUCAAGCGUGAGACUGAGACACAUGACCAAUCAUUUGAAUUCUUCAAAAUUAUUGACAAAGUAGGAAGUUCAGGACAUACGUUUAAACUCUUACAUUAUGUUUUUUGUGCUUCCUUUUUGUGUUUUAUAUUUUGUCCGAUGUUUUCAAGUGCACUCCCAUUAAGAAUGGAUAUAAGUACUUGCACGAAAGGAUUACCUGUUUCCAUUCCUUUGCAUUUAUUUCCAGGUUAUGAUUACACUGUAAGCAUUGGAGGGCAUGAAGUAGGUGCAUGUGAUAUGGUUGCGUCUAUGACAUGCUUUAUAACACACACCUUUGACGGUGGAUACAAUUUCGCUGAGAAUGCUUUGACCUGGAAUUUGACCAUUUCUCAAGUCUCAUGUGACGAUUUUAAUGUCACUGUUAGAAUCACUGGACAACAUAAUGUUCAGAGUACUCACUUAAACAUACUUGGAUGUGAUACACAGAAAUUAGAUGAUGGAGGUCCAAAUCCAGUAAACAAUGUGACAAUUGUCCCUUGUAAGGCAGGAAAACCAGUCAUUAUCAGUUUGCCACUGGACAAUGGUAAUGAUUAUGUCAUACGUACUGGGGAUAUUGACAUUGGGGCCUGUGACAUGAUGUUGAGCCACACGUGUUUCCUUAAAAGCAGAACAUAUUUAGGGAAGUUCUGUUUCUCUGGGGAGGGUAUUCUAUGGAAUUUGACCGUUAAUGAAAUGUUGUUAAACAGUAUACAUGUCUCUGUAGUAGAAACUGGAACGAACCCAAAGCAUAAUGUCACAUUUAGGAUACAAAAAUGCAAACCACCGAACAUGUCUGAAACUGAGACUGUUGGUAAUUUUAACUUUGCACAUGGACUUUUUGUUUUGUUCUGCAUUAUUGCAGCAUUUGCACUGUUGAUUUGCUGUGCUGUGCGUAUUUUUGAAUAAGCAUUCCUUUGGAACAACACAAUAUAAUUUCCCUUAUGGGUCUGGUAACAAUAAAUUUAUGAAGAAGCAAAAUAAAAUUGUUGACAUUAAUAGUCCUGAUUCCAUACAAUGGAUUUUUCAAUGAUUUGCUUAUGCAAAAAAUGAACUUGUUAGAUUCACCCAUGGUAACAAUAAGUAGAAUGCAUAUCAGUUUACAAUGAAAAACAAUCGUAUUAAAAUAAAAAGUAAAGAAACAAAAUUAGCAUUCUUGUGAAAAUUCAGGUAAAAAGUAGGUUUGCAUGAGAGUGAAUUCUUUGUACAUUAUGAUAGAGAUGUUUGCUAAAAUGUAUUGAACUGAUUUAUUGUGCCCUACCGGUGAAACCGGAGGGGACUUAUGGUUUGCGCUAUGUCUGUCUGUCCGUAAGUCAGUCAGUCUGUCACACUUUUCUGGAUCCUACGAUGAGUUCUUCAUAUAUUUUCAUGAAACUUGAAACAUGGACAGACGGCAAUAUGGAGAUUAUGCACGUCAUUUAAUUGUGUUCCUACGUCAGGAAUUCUGGUUGCUAUGGCAACAAAUAGACUAGAAAUACUGCUAAAAAUGGCGGAGUUUCACCGGUAGGGGACCAUAUUGCUUGGCAAUAGUCUUGUUAGUUAAUGGAUUUUACAAAACUUCUUAAUGUAUACUGAUUGUAGUGGUAUUGUUAUAGUCGGAAAUUAUAAACAGAUAUACGUUUGUUUGUUGUUAUCGUUAGUUUUUAGCUCACCUGAUAGCUCAGAUGAGCUUUUGUGACCGGUCUUUGUCCAUCGUCUGUCCGUCCGUCCGUCCACAUUUGUUCGUAAACACUCUAGAGGCCACAUUUAUUGCCCGAUCUUUAUGAAACUUGGUCAGAAGCUUUGUCUCAAUGAAAUCUCGGUCGAGUUUGAAACUGGGUCGUGCCGGGUCAAAAACUAGGUAACUAGGUCAAAAAAAGAAAAAAAACUUGUAAACACUGUAGAAGUCGCAUUCGCAAAUGGUCCCGAUUGGUAAAAAAACAUGGCUGCCAGGGGGUGGGGCAGUUUUCCUUAUGUGACUAGAGAGAAACCUUGUUAUAGAACACUAUGGAAGUCACAUUUUUUGCCUCAUCAUCGUGAAAUUUAGUCAAUACAUUGGUUUUAUUGAUUUCUCGGACAAGUUGGAAAAAGGCUCAGAACGGUUAAACACAUUUUAUAGCUCACCUGAUUGCUCAGGUGAGGUUUUAGGAUUGGUCUUUGUCCGCCGUCAGGCCGUCCACAUUUGGUUUGCAAACACUCUAGCAUUCAAUUUUCUUUUCUCAAGCAUUCUUUAUCAAAGUUGGUGAAAGAUCUCAGUCAAGUUGCUAAUGAGCAAAAUCACAUAAUUAAUGCCAUAAUUAUUGCCCUUAGAUUGUCCAAAUUUUCGUUAUAUUAUACAAAAUCCUUGUAAACACUCUAGAGGUCACAAUUUUGUUUCAGAUUUUAUGAAUCUUGGUCAUAAUAUUUAUUUUUGUAAGCAAAGUUUGAUGUUUGGUAAGGGGGGUCAACUCCAAAUAUAGGUCACCUGGUAAAAUCUUACAAAAACAAAAAACACUUCAUAAGCCAGAGUUUUUAUUCAAUAAUGAUGACUUGACCAGGAUGUUUGUCUGGACAAUAUCUAGGUCAAGUUUGACGUUUGGUAAAGAUUGAAUUAACCGACUCCUCUCAGGUGAGCGAACUAGAGCCAUCUUGGCUCUCUUGUUUAAAUACUUUUCUGGCUGGUUAAAAAUUCUAUGUAAAUGUAAUAAUUGAUAGAUUCACCAUCAGAUAUGUGUGUAAUAGUGUUGCUCACAUUAAUCAAAUGAUUGUUGCAAUCCAUAUAUGAAAAAAAAAGUUAAAUGUAUCAACCUAAAAUUUAUCAAUUUAAAAGCUAAUAUAAAUUGUGUGCUCCACUUCAAUGCUACCUUAUUUAUCUUUGAAGUGUUUUAAUGUAUCCUUAUGCAAUUAUUAAAGACAUAAAUUAUGAAAUUGCAAUUUAAAAAAAAACUUUCUAUGAAUAUACGAGGCCAAAACUGUGCCAAAAAGUUUUAGUGCACUCUGGAAACUCUUGUAUUUUUCAUACAUCAAAUUGAAAGUGAUGUGUUUUGUUUUAUUUUAAAGAAGUUUCAUCCUAAAAUAUAUCCUAUGAUUUAUUUAAUUUGUGUAAACAUUUGUUCAAAGCAAAACAUAGUGAUUUGGUAUUAUGUAUGUUUUUGGAAAAGCUGAGAUACGUACAUUGAAGUAAAGGUUAUUUGUCAGUGGUGUGUUAUAACUUUUGCAUUGUGUAAUGUACACGUAUUUAAUGUACAUUUAUAAUGCUCCCCCCCCCCAAUUUGUUUUUUUUGGGGGGGGGGAGCAUAUAGUCGCCGCUUCGUCUGUCCGUGUGUGCGUCUGUCUGUCUGUCUGUCUGUCUGUUCUUGCACAUUUUUUGUCCGGGCUAUUUCUCAGCAACUAAUGACCGGAAUUCAAUGAAACUUUAUUUGGAGCUUCACUAUCAAGAGGAGAUGUGCAUAUAAUCAGCGGGUUCUGGUCGGAUGAUUUUUCACAGAGUUAUGGCCCUUUGAAAUUUUCUAUAAAAAAAUUAUUGUCCCCCCAACUACUGUGCCGUCAAGACGUUUCCUUUUAUCUGAAUAUAUAGCGCAAUAUUGUGACAAAAAAACCUUUGGGGAGCAUCACCCGUCUCCGACGGUU